UUAGUGCGCAUGGAGUCCACGCCGUCCAUCCAUGCGCUUCCUUUCGUGGCCGUGUCGUGAAGUCACACAUUUCGAUAGGUCAGUGCUCGCGUAGGUGCUGGUCAACAAAUAACUGUGCAAAAAUGAAUUACUACGUCGUCGAGGGGCAAUUCGACGAUGCAGAAAGCGACGGCGACAUCUCGGGUAGCACCGAACAGAAGCCGAACGUAGCCGUGUCAUCUAGUGAACGCCGCAGUCCAGAGCAUCUUUUGAGCGACGACGACUCAUUCGGCGAAGAUGAGCUCAGUGACGACGACUACGACUGGGAUGAGUUGUCCCGAGGGAGCGUCUGCCACAACUCGGCUGGCACUCACCCGAACGCGCAACACAAGGGCAACCCGAAUUCAUUCCAGUCCCAGUGUAAGGUUCUCUCUGGCAAGUACAGCGGGAAGAUCAACCUUCAGGCGUACUCUGGUCCAGCCGUUGCUGCUGGCGCGUUAAGCGUGUUGAACGAGGCGAGCCGCAGGCAGGAAGCUGACCGUGUGCGCGUCCGAGACAAGGUGGAAAGGGCCACGGCAGAGCAGGUACUCGAUCGCAGGACGCGCAUCAUCCUCUUUAAGCUCCUCAACCGCGGCCUAGUGGAGCAGAUCAAUGGCUGCGUGAGCACGGGCAAAGAAGCGAACGUGUACCAUGCCAUUGCUGGCGGAGACGGUGCUCCAGACCGUGCCAUCAAGAUCUACAAGACGUCCAUCUUGGUGUUCAAGGAUCGCGACCGCUAUGUCACGGGCGAGUUCCGCUUCAGGAGCGGCUACUGCAGUAGCAACCCGCGCAAGAUGGUCCGCACCUGGGCAGAAAAGGAGAUGCGAAACCUCUCGCGCAUAUACGCCGCCGGCUUGCCUUGUCCAAAACCCAUCGUUCUCAGAAGUCACGUGCUUGUCAUGGACUUUGUCGGCAAGGACGGCUGGCCUGCACCCAAACUGAAAGAUGUUCCACUGAGCGAAUCCAAAGCGCGCGAGCUUUACAGAGACUGCAUUGUCAUGAUGCGACGGCUCUACCAAGAGUGUCGCCUCGUGCACGCCGAUCUGAGCGAGUACAACUUGCUGUACCACGAGGGGAAGAUCGUGAUAAUUGACGUGUCGCAAUCAGUUGAGCAUGACCAUCCAAACGCACUCGAGUUUUUGCGCAAGGACUGCACAAACAUCACAGACUUUUUCAGCAAGCACGAUGUGAAGACGUUGAGUGUUCGGCAGCUGUUUGACUUCGUCACGGACCCAACUAUUAACGAAGACAACAUGGACGCUUACCUUGAAAAAGCACAGUCGCUAGUGGAAGAAAGUGGCUCAGAAGCGACGAACCAAGUAGAGGAGGAAGUUUUCAAGAAAACGUACAUACCCCACAGGCUGGACGAUGUGCUUGACUUUGAGAAGGACAUUGUGGGUGUCCAGGAGAAGAACAAGAAGAUUCUGUAUCACACCAUUACAGGCAUGAAGCCCGACUUGUCAGGUCCGGCCGAUAAGCCGGCAAUACUUGAAGAUGGCUCGGACGACUCAUCCUCGGAGGACAGUGAAUGUGACGACAACGGGUCCAAGUUUGUGAACAUGGCCAGGCCUAAGGGGGAGUCACUUGAAGAAAAGAAGGAAAGGAAAAAGGCCGUCAAGGAUGCCAAGAAGGAGAAGCGCGAGGUGAAGGUGCCGAAGCAUGUCAAGAAGCGAAAGGAGAAGCAGGGAAAGGCACGCAAGAAAUGAAAACUUGUUUUGAAGUGGGGGGAUGUGUUUAUCGAGAGAAGAAAGGACCUCGCGCUUCUUCAGUUCGGCCGUGGGGAGAUGAGAUGAAUGGAGCGGUGCCCGCAGGCAUGCCGCCUCGGAGGGUAUGCGUUCACAUGCUUUUGUUUUGUGGCUCACCGCGCUUGCUUAAAGGAGGACUGACACGAUUUUGAGACAUUGCAAAAGGGACAUUUUUCGUUUCCUUGGUAUGCAGUGCCAACACUAUCCACACACCGGAGUUGGAGAACACGUAUAAAAUAUGUUAAUUUGACUUUUGAAGUUUUCGUCGCUUGUUUUGAGGGUCUGGGAGGGGGGGGGGUGCACGUGUGUAUUGAGAGAACAGAGGACAGGCGCGCGGGCGAGGAAUGCCCUCGCGCUUCUUCAAUCCGGCCGUCGGGAGAUAAGUUGAACGAAGCGAUGCCCGCAGGCAUGCCGCCUCGGAGGCUAGGCAUUCACAUGCUUCUGCUUUGUGGUUCACUGCGCUUGCUUAGACGUGCACGCCCCAUGCACAUGCAUUAGCGUCUGAUCAAGCAGCCGAAUUGCCAGCCCGCUCUAUUUAAAAAAUUAAGGCGCACAAGCACUGACUGGUGGGCCACAGUGGUGUAACCCUGAAAUCUUUCAGUUUUGCGUGUGUAGAUUGCACACACACGCAUAUAUAAACACACGCAUGAUCAUAUAUAAAGUACGGUUGAACCCCCCCACGCCGAAAAAAAUUUCUGGCUACGCUACUGAAAGCUAUCAGCUUAUAUAAGUGUGAUUCAGACACAAUACUGCAUUCGCAGCGUGCCUGGAGAUGUACACAUACACGUGUGCGGUGAAAUUUGCCUUGAUGUCGCUAUUACUUUUCUGCAGCGCAAAGAUACCAACUAUCGUCUGCAACCAUAUGCACUUUCCUAGUGCGCCAACUUACCCCCGAAAAGUUUGUGAAUGGGUGCCCUGUCACUCGAACGCGCCGUUUUUGACGGCAUUCUCCACGUCUGCGGUUGGGAGGUGCAUGACUCCACCUCUUUUCUGUUCAUAUAAACGGCAACAGCAGUGCAAUGCUUCCAGUUGCCAGCCGCGCCGUACCUGCAGUCGCGUGACUGAUUCUUUUUUGAAGUGAUGGCCAAGUACAUUUUUGCCAGAAAGAUAAUAAAAUUCCAUUUAACGUAAUAAUAAUUACCGUGACUACUAGACUGUUACUUCAUUUUCUAACUUGUAACACAUAACUGAAGUUACGGUCCUGUGUGUUUGAAAUAUUACACUAAAGGCUUUGUGUUAAGACACCCUUGCUUGAAUAUAAGCUUUCAGGUGUCAGACCAUGCGUAUCAAAAAAUGGUAUGUCGAGCUUCGUUGUUCUAAAGCAGUACUCAAACUCGCCUCAGCUAGCGGGCUGCAGUCACGAAAUUUAGUCCCACUAGGGCCGGGACAGUGGAGAAAUAAGAGAAGGCGGGGGGUAGCUUGCACAAAAUUUCAGCUAGCGUUGCCAAAGCCGGCAUUUCCCAUAUAUAAUAUAUGGCUGAUUUCUGAAGAAGAUUUGACGUAAGGAUUUCAGCAACAUGUCGAUACAGAUCCCCGGAAUGACUAAAAUCUGGACACCGAUUCUGAAAUAUGGAGCUUCUGUUUCAAGGCUAUGUUUCAUUACAUAGUGACCGCAUGGGGUACCUCACGAAAAAAUGCCUGAGACCAGUCAAGUCUCUGUAGCUCAUGAAUACACUUAUUAAAGAAAAUAUCGGACUAAGACAGUCAUGUAUAGGAGCCGUGGGCCGCAUGCGGCUGGCGGGCCACGUGUUUGAGACCCCUGUUCUAAAGAGACACGUUUUGGUGUGUCGUUUAUAUGGGAUACAAGUGGAUAAUUCACUUAGAAUGAGGUUGCACGAUGUAUCUAGUGCAAAACGUCAAGCUUUUGCCCUAAAGUGUUAAUAACUGAUUAUUCAUAUGCUUGGUGCAGAAACGCUCAUUACUCAAAGCAGAGAUCGUUUUAUAUUCUUCCUUUUGUGCUGAAGUCAUAACGGAUAAUGGAGGUGAGUUGGUGCUGCUCAGGGGCAUAGCCAGAAAUUUUUUUUCAGGGUGUUCAAUCACCCUUUGUGUAUGUUCGUGUGUGUGUUUGCAUGUGUAGGUGUGUAUUGUAUACACAUUCAAUAUUUUAAAAUUUCGGGGGGGGUUUUGAAUCCCCCUGCAGCGAGGGACCUGUUUGAUUGUUAUUAGAGAGAUAAAUUUUUUCGUUGUUCUGUUUCAUGAGCAAAAAGAAUGUCAUUUGCAAACAAAUAACAGUGUCUGCACCCAACUAGUGUUUGGGCCUUUGCAGCCAUUUAUAAGUCAUAGAAGAUGUGUUUGUCACAGAUUUUUCUGAAAUAUCUGCAUUUUUUCUUUCCUUUCUUUGUCUAGAAGUGUAGCGUAUAAGAGUCAAUCAACAUGAGCUCACUUGGGUGUCAGCCAUUAUUAGGCAGGGUGUGCUCACAACUGAAGGUGUACUGCGGGGGUGUGCACCGUUGCAGCAGUACACCUGCCCAAUAAAGGUCGACACCCAAGUGAGCUGAUGUUGAUUCAUUGUUAUGCUCGUUCACUUGGGAGUCAACCAUUAUUAGGCUGGUGUGCUCACAACUGAAAGUGUACUGCAGUGGUGUUCACACGUACACCCCUGCAGUACACCACCUUGAAUGUCGAUGUGUGUGCACUGCUGCAGCAGUAAACCUGCCUAAUAAUGGUCGAAACUCGAGCGUGGCGAUGCCGAUUCAUUGUUAUGCACAUUCACUUGAGUGUCAAUCAUUAUUAGGCAGGUGUACUCACAACUGAAGGUGUACAGCAGGGGCGUUCACACACCCCUGCGGUACACAACCUUGAAUGUCUAUGUAUGUGCACCCCUGCAGCAGUACACCGCUGCGGGGGUGCACACUCAUGGACAUUGACGAAAAAUAAAAAACACAGCCUGAAUGUAUGUGUGUGUCUGUCUUUGCAGUGUAUCUAUGCACCUUCGGUUAUGCUACACUUAAUAGAAUGCUACGGAGGCCCUCCACCUCACUGUGCUUUCGUUUCACUCAUAUGUUCAAUAAGAAAGAAGCAGCGCCCCCUGCGAGAGAUAGUGGAACGACCCAGCUCAAGCCGUGACGAUGUGCCCAGCAAAUUUGCUCCCGCCCCGUGUACAUAGAUUCUCACCUCCUUCUCCUCCUCCCUUUUCAUAAAGUCAUUGUGAAACACCACAGUGUGUGUGGGCCUCACUUUCUAGUGUUUGUGAUCUGCGAGCCUGGCCUCGGAUCUGCGAGCCUGGCCUGUCACUUUCAGAGAUACUUUUGAAUCUUGUGUGGCGUCAGGCCUAGUGCGUACCAUACCAUUAAGACCACAAGAGGGUCCCGUCAUUGGCUUAGCCAAUCCAAAUUCCACCGAAUGUGUAUAAAACCUGAAAAUCCUUACUGUGGCCCCUAGUUGCAAAAGCAACCUAACCUAUAUUUAUACUCUGUACGCAGGUAGAUGAAGCGAUUUAUGUACAGUGUUGUGUUCCUACACCUCUUGACAACAAUGCGUGGUGGCGGAUGCGUUGUGUCCCACUUACUGCACGUGACGGCUCUGUCAGCUGUGUAUGUCACAUUUCUGCACCGAACAACUUUGUGCUGUGAAAAGAAUGCUGUGGAGCAGUGGUAAAAUGAUGUGAAUACGCUCUAUAUCUGUGUAAUGUCUAUCUCGUUUGUGCAGUUGCGGUGGCUUGUGAAAAACGGCAAGGAGAUACGCGACAAAAACAUGUACAAGAGGAGGAACUGAGGGGCGGCAUUUCUUACCAAGGAACACUACGGAAAGCAAUUUAUUCUUCAAUUAGGCCCUGUCUGAACUAGCAUCCAAGCGGCGGUUUCCUCCAAGUAACAGCUACAAAUCUCAAAGGCCGUGCGUGUGUACUGUGAGCUGCCAGUUGGACGGCAGGAAACCGAAACGCAUCAUGGCUGCUGUGCUUUACACACCACCUGUAGAGGUCUAGAAUCAACUAGGCAAAAGAAAACAGAAGUGGGCAAAAGAAAAGAAAAAAAGAGCCCACCAAUCUACGCCUCAUAUCUUAGUCAUCAGACAAUUACUUGUCAAGAAUACUGCGCCACAUUCAUUUUACAUCUUGCAGCAACACAAUAGCACGACCCCUUGUUACUAUUCCAUGGCACGCGAUUGAUGAAUGGAGUAUAAUAGAUUUCUUACAGUGAACAACUUUCGUUGCUACACUCGGCACCAACACUGUUCUGUGCGUUGGAGGCCCUAAUGCUUUCCACUUCGUUACCAAAGGUAGAGGAUUGUACUGAUACAGUCAAGCUUUGCCUCAAUAAUGCUGCAUGUAACAUCGUCAAUGCACUGAUAUUAGUAAGAAACAUUUUUUUUAGAUUUGUUUCUAUAUCUGAUGAUUCGUUAUAUCCAUGCUUGUUAUAUAGUAUUAGGUUUCAACUGUGUAGCCUUUGCCAUACCUAGCCAUGGUACAUGAGUAUCUCUUAACGUAGCAACGAAGUGAAAUAAGUUGUGAUAUCAGGAGCUGCUCACUGUCCUUCUUAUGCAGGUGCCGAACGCUCGAAAGAUCUUUGAGACGUUUUGUUGUUGCUUAAUUUCUCUUCCUGCAUUAGUGCUACACUUUGUUGUUUUGCUAUUGCGGUGCUGUAUGUGGAGACAAAUUUUCGAAAUAAAUGUUAGCUGCAAGACCAGAAUUCCAUCUCGUGC
Molecule: messenger RNA, 6404 nt
Organism: Rhipicephalus sanguineus (brown dog tick)
Lineage: Eukaryota; Metazoa; Arthropoda; Arachnida; Ixodida; Ixodidae
Gene: RIOK1
Product: serine/threonine-protein kinase RIO1
Exons: 1
Coding region: 123-1724 (533 amino acids)
Biological process (GO): maturation of SSU-rRNA
Cellular component (GO): preribosome, small subunit precursor; cytosol
Molecular function (GO): ATP binding; protein serine/threonine kinase activity
Source: RefSeq, a predicted model, not a curated record